GAAGCUAAGGAAGGUGGUACUUGGGGGAGAAGUCAACUAUAUCAAAACCCUAAAACAACCACUUUUUUCAAACUCUACUAUCCAAAAAAACAGAAAUCUGUAGGAAAAACUAACCCUAUAUAAGCUUAAGAAAUUUUUUGAGAUGGUUCUUCAAGAAGAAAUCUAUUGUUUUAGCAACACCAUCGACACGGCCGAGGGCGGUGGCCAGCCAAGCUACUUGUACCAUGGUGUAUUCGGAACUAGUGUCGACGGCGGGGCUGGAUCAUCUGAGACACCGCUAAGCUCCGUCCGUUUCAACCUAUCCUUGUUGAGGGAAAAGGUCAACGAGGUUGAAUCAUUUGUUAACAUCUUUAAAGAAAACAAUCCAAAUAGUGCUCAUCAACCAGUUGAUCAGUUGACCUCUUCCAUGGCUUAUACAAGCAUAGCCUUCCUAAUGCAAGAGAUCAUCGAGACUGCCUCAUCGAUGAUGCUUAAGUGCCAAGAAAUGGCGCUCGGUUCGACACAAAUGGGUAGCAACAACGAGGUGCCACAAUCUAUGCAAAUACCGGAUGUUGGUGUUGAAGAGUUUAGUACUAUCGGAGUUGAUGAGAGUAGCAAUAAUAGUAAUCAAGGGUUUUGGGGUGGAGAUAGCUAUUAUAACUUGUACAUACAUAGUACAAGUUAUAAUAACAACCACCAAAGGAGCAACGACGGUACAAAUGCAACGGACACCGCGGUGCAAGAGGAGGAGGAAAACGGUAAUCAAGAGUGGGAUGUGGUGGAGAUAGAUGCGGCGGAUCUACUAGCAAGGUUGAUUCACUAUUGCCAAGUAUGUAGCCGAGGGUUCAAGCGAGAGACGAAUUUGAGGAUGCACAUGAGGGCUCAUGGAGAUAAGUACAAGGCAAGUCUUAACAUCAACACCGGCGGCAACAACGAAAGAAACAAGGCGACGAAACCGCCGAGGAAGUAUUCGUGCCCGCAAAAUGGUUGUAGAUGGAACAAGAAUCAUGUCAAGUUUCAACCUCUAAAGUCGAUUGUGUGUGUGAAAAACCACUAUAAGAGGAGUCAUUGUCCCAAGAUGUUUAUGUGCAAGAGGUGUAACCAAAAGCAAUUUGCCGUGCUUUCGGAUUUGAAGACGCAUGAGAACAAUUGUGGGGAUAUCAAAUGGUAUUGCUCUUGUGGUACCACUUUCUCUAAGAAGGAUAAGCUCAUUGAUCAUGUUGCUUUGUUUGUUGGACAUACACCUUUGAUUAAUCCCUCUACUUUGCAAUUUGCAUAACAGGAGCUUGGAGAUAUCAGAUUAUUCAGAGUAUGGGUAUUGAUGAUUUGUUAUGCGUUUCUGCAAUAGUUAACAAUCAUUCGUUUGUUAUUCAUUGAGGCGAUAAAUGAAUUCUUCCACAAAUUAUGAUGCAAUGAAGGAUCCACUCGGGGAAUAUUGUAUUGAGACAACGAUUCGAAAUGUACUAAGUUAUCAAAUUCAAGUAUUUGAAUUUGUUCUUCCAUCAAAAACGUUUUCUAUUCGAUAUUGUAAGAUGUGCUUACGUUGUUACUGAAUAUCCACUAUGGAUAUCAUAUUACUUUGACAAAAAAUGGAAAUCGAUGUCUUUAUAACUUUCUU
This is a messenger RNA of Beta vulgaris subsp. vulgaris (sugar beet), 1597 nucleotides long. Its product is annotated as protein SENSITIVE TO PROTON RHIZOTOXICITY 2. The record is from RefSeq and is a predicted model, not a curated record. Lineage: Eukaryota; Viridiplantae; Streptophyta; Magnoliopsida; Caryophyllales; Amaranthaceae. Bases 143 to 1258 code for a protein of 371 amino acids. The transcript is spliced from 2 exons. Gene Ontology annotation, biological process: response to acidic pH; response to aluminum ion.